AUGACGGAUCAGAAACAUCUUGGUGAUGCUCAUAAAAAGCUCCAAGACUGCAAUAGAAAAACAGAAAUUUUCCAACAAAAACCUUUGGAUAAAGCAACACCUGCAAUAAGUCCAUUGGAGCAGCGCAUUGAGGAGUUGAGCCACCGUUUCGUGAUUGAGCGUGCCGUGGCUGAAGGAGCCAAAUGCGCCGUCAAGGCAUUACAUCCCGGGAAAGAACUUGUUCAGGCUCAAGCAGCACUACACGAGUCAAAUGAAAAGCUGGACCUCCUCAAAUAUGCCUUGGAGGAACGAGUGAAAGAACUUCCUCGUGGCCAUCCCAGGAAGUGUAUUACCACCGAGGAGCUGUCCCUUGACUCUGUGCAGAGCCAAUUUGGAACAAGGCCCCAGCCCACUGCACUAACAGGCACCCUGGAAUUGCGACUCAAGGGCUGUCUAGAUAUUCUGGAGAAUGUACCUAGCAGACUAAAGGACCUGUCACAUGUUAUCCCUGGCAGGAGUCCGCGUCGAGGAAGAUUCUCAUUUAUGAACAAAAUAAGAAGAAACAACCUCUGUGCUCAGUUGAAGAUUGACCACAUUUUAAAGGGUUCUACAAGUUGGAAAACUGUGUCUAAUCCAUCCUGGGAUGAAACUUUUAAACUGGAUUUGAAUAAGUCUCGAGAACUAGAAUUAUCAUUGUACUGGCAUGACCGGAGAUCACUGUGUGCCACCAAGACUCUGAGGUUAGAAGAAUUUCUGGUCAACCAGAAACAGGAACUGUGCCUACAGCUGGAGCCACAGGGCAUCCUUUUCAUUGAGGUGGAAUUUUCAUUUCCUUUACCCCAGAAAAGGACCAAACUUCAGAAGCUUAAGAAAUUGUUCUCCAUAAAAAAAGGAAAUACCAUCCAUCCAGCUGCAGAAAAUAUUGCAGUAAUUGACUCUCUUCUGUUGUCUGUAGAGGACACUGAGAGUGUGAAGCCAUCAAUACCCCUUCCAUUGGCAGUAGCGGACACUGACAGCUUGGAGCUUUCACCACCAGCUGUCACUUCCUUUACAGAAGAGAUCAUUAAACCAUCUCCAGAGGAAGAUACAAUAAUUGAUCCUCUUCCAUUGGCGGUAGCGGACACUGACAGCUUGGAACUAUCACCACCAGCUGUUACUUCCUUUACAGAAGAGAUCACUAAACCAUCUCCAGAGGAAGAUAAAAUUAUUGAUCCUCUUCCAUUGUCAGUAGCGGACACUUACAGCUUGGAGCUACCACCACCAGCUGUACCUUCCUUUACAGAAGAGAUCAUUAAACCAUCUCCAGAGGAAGAUAAAAUUAUUGAUCCUCUUCCAUUGUCAGUAGCGGACACUUACAGCUUGGAGCUACCACCACCAGCUGUCACUUCCUUUACAGAAGACAUCAUCCAACCAUCUCUAGAGGAAGUUGUAAUUAUUGAUAAUGCUCCACUGCCAGUAGCGGACCCAGAGAGUGUAGAGCAAUCACCUAGAGCUGACGCUGCCAUUAUAGAAGAGGCUAUUGAACCACUUCCAGAGGACAAUGACGCUCUUUCAUUGACAAAAGAGGACUCAAAAAACCAAGAGCCAUCAUCACCAACUAGGAGAGGUGUAUGCAUUAUUUCAAAUAUUUUCUUUUUUAAACUUGUUCUUUUUCUUUGCAGUAUUGUGCAAAUAGCUGACCUGACCCUUCAGGAUUUUGAUUGUCUCUCUGUGCUGGGCCAAGGAAGAUUUGGAAAGGUCCUGCUUGCCAAGUACAAGUAUACAAAGUCCGCAUUUGCAUUAAAAGCUUUGAAGAAAAAAGACGUCAUUGCAGAUCAUGCUGUCCAUAGGCUUGCAGAUGAGAAGUACAUCAUGCAGAUCGUAAGCAGCAUACGACACCCUUUCCUUGUUAAUCUCUUCGCAAGUUUCCAGACUCCAGAUUAUGUCUGCUUUGUGAUGGAGUAUGCUGCUGGUGGAGACCUUCUAGCAAAUAUUAAGAAAAACAACUUUUGCCCAUUUUCAGAAAACAAAGCUAGGUUCUAUGUUGCGUGCUGUGUGCUGGGCCUAGAAUUCUUGCACAAAGCCAAUAUUGCUCACAGAGAUAUCAAACUGGAAAAUAUUGUUAUCGACAAGCACGGAUACGCCAAAAUCACAGACUUCGGUCUUUGCAAAGAAGGGAUGGGAUACAGAAAUCGAACCAGAACAUUUUGUGGCACCCUGGAUUAUAUGGCACCUGAAAUGGUUAUGAGAAGAUCAUACACAAGAUCUAUCGACUGGUGGAGUCUUGGCGUUGUUACUUACAUGAUGCUGACUUCAGCGCUUUUAAAUAAAAAUCCCAAAGCCCGUCUCGGUUCCAGCAAGGAUGACUCCAUGGAUUUGAAGUUACAUCCUUUCUUCGAAGUAUGUCCGUGUUCUAUUAAUUCCUUUACCAUUGAUGUGUAG
Pelobates fuscus (common spadefoot toad) is the source of this 2400-nucleotide messenger RNA. Its product is annotated as serine/threonine-protein kinase N2-like. The transcript is spliced from 16 exons. Gene Ontology annotation, molecular function: protein kinase activity; ATP binding. The record is from RefSeq and is a predicted model, not a curated record. Lineage: Eukaryota; Metazoa; Chordata; Amphibia; Anura; Pelobatidae. The coding region runs from base 1 to 2400 and encodes 799 amino acids. Gene Ontology annotation, biological process: protein phosphorylation; signal transduction. Gene Ontology annotation, cellular component: cytoplasm; nucleus.